AUGAAAUAUGAAGAAAAUGUUAUGACGUGGCGCCGCAUUAUUGGAUGCAAGUUGACAACAACUAAAGUCGCGUGCGUGCGUGCGUAUCUAUCAUCUGAGGGGGAAGCUGCUUGCAACCUCUCUUCGUCUACCGUCUCAAGCUGCUCUAACCAUGGCUAUGGCGCCGUCUAUCCUCCAAGCUCCUCCGCUCUCAAUCAAUAUCAACAGUAA
This is a messenger RNA of Eruca vesicaria subsp. sativa (arugula), 210 nucleotides long. NCBI's taxonomy places the organism in Eukaryota, Viridiplantae, Streptophyta, Magnoliopsida, Brassicales, Brassicaceae. The record is from the annotation of a GenBank genome assembly.